UAAAAAAUUGUUAAAAUUGGCUUAAAAUGAAUAAAAUUACGCGUGCUUUUAUAAGCGUGCUGCGGCAACGCAAUUCCACUCGCACCAGCGCCACACUCCUGGGUCGCCAGUUGUCCUAUAAAAGCGACUUGUCGCUGGACAAAAUUUACCCAAAUGCACGUUUGCAGCUGUAUACGCCGCCCCCGCCGCCCCCAAGCAGUGCCAACAAGUUCAGCGGCUACAUACCCAUGGACAAGCUCGAGAUUACCUACAGUCGCAGCUCUGGACCUGGGGGCCAGCACGUAAACACCGUGAACACCAAGGUGGACGUGCGUUUCAAGCUGGCUGAGGCGCAGUGGAUACCAGAAGAGACGCGCCAGAAGCUGCUCAAGGUGUUGGCCAACAAGAUCACCAAGGAGGGAUACUACUACAUCAAGAGCGACGUCAGCCGCUCCCAGCAGCUCAACCUGGCCGAUGCCUUGGAGAAGCUGCGCACGGUCAUCCGGGCCCAGGAAGUUGAGGUAGCAGCGCCUAGCGAGGAGACCCUAGAAAGAGUGCGCCGGCGACAAGAGCGGGCGGCCCGUGAGCGCCUCCAGCUCAAACGGAGUCGCGCUCAGGUCAAGGCGGAUCGACAAGGACCCGGAGGUGUGGACUUUUAGUUGUUAUUGAAAAUUGUUGCACAAAGAUUCAUUACACGUAGACAUUUAACAAAUAA
Drosophila persimilis is the source of this 694-nucleotide messenger RNA. Its product is annotated as peptidyl-tRNA hydrolase ICT1, mitochondrial. Gene Ontology annotation, cellular component: mitochondrial large ribosomal subunit. The coding region runs from base 27 to 638 and encodes 203 amino acids. The record is from RefSeq and is a predicted model, not a curated record. The transcript is spliced from 2 exons. Lineage: Eukaryota; Metazoa; Arthropoda; Insecta; Diptera; Drosophilidae. Gene Ontology annotation, molecular function: translation release factor activity. Gene Ontology annotation, biological process: mitochondrial translational termination.